CCACUUCCAUUACCUUCCAGACAUGCCCAACUGGCCACCUCCCAAGUGAUCCCUCACAUUUUCGAACCACAUGGUUUUGCUUCCCUGGAGUCCCUACAUUGAAUUGCUUCUUUCAAAGGACUGCUUUUGGGGACGUUUGUGUGUAUAUAUAUUCAUCCAAUUCCAGUUUCCAUCAGUGCAGCACAACACAAGCUUUUCAGUUUCCAAAGAUCUUUAAAUUCUCUUCUUCUCUUGCCCUAAAGUAGUCUCCCUUGUUUAACAAAAGCAACAAGAUGAUCAGCGCUAAGAAGCUUAUCAAAUUGGCCAGGAAAUGGCAAAAUUUGGCAGCAAUUAAGAGAAAAAGAAUCACAUUCUCGAGAACCAAUGGGGAUGAUGACACAAACAGUUGCAGCACACCAUCAAUGGUCGAGAAGGGUCACUUUGUGAUCUAUAGCGCUGAUGAGAAGCGUUUUGUGCUUCCAUUGGCAUAUCUGAAGAACGAAAUUGUCAUGGAGUUGUUUAAAUUGGCAGAAGAAGAGCUUGGACAUCCAAGCAAUGGACACCUGACUUUGCCCGGUGAUGCAGCCUUUUUGGAAUAUGUAAUUGGGUUAAUCAAAAGGAAAGCAAGUAAAGAUGUGGAGAAAGCAUUGAUUAUGUCUGUAGCCAGUGGUCGUUGCUCAUCGUCAUCGUAUCUCUAUCAGCAAGAAACAAGCCAACAGCUACCCAUAUGGGGUUUCUAAAGCAAAAACAUUUGUCCUCAAUUUUGUAAACCAUCCAACACCAUUGUACGUUAAGAUAUCAGAAAGAGUUUCCCGGAUUCUGUUUGGUGUUUAGUUGUCUGCCAUGGCAAUUAUCCUUUGUAUCUUCACAACAAAUUCACCAACACUAUUCACUUGGAAAAGAAAAACAAAACAUAAAACCCUCUCCCUGUCAAAUUUUAUAUCCUCGGCGCAAUUGAUAAUAUUUGAUUCCGUUGGGCCAUUUCUCAGAAAACCCAAGACGCAAAACAACUUGGGAAGCAUGGAAUAUGGAUUCAACAAAUCGAUUUUUUAAAGCUGGGUGUCCAAUGGAUAAGAGCCUGAUUUCAUCUAGAUUCCAGUUCUUGCA
This is a messenger RNA of Durio zibethinus, 1086 nucleotides long. NCBI's taxonomy places the organism in Eukaryota, Viridiplantae, Streptophyta, Magnoliopsida, Malvales, Malvaceae. The record is from RefSeq and is a predicted model, not a curated record.